AUGGUCUCCAGAUACAGAGUUGAAUAUCAAUUGAAAUCUCAUCGCAAGGAUGAGUUGAUCGAGUGGAUCAAAGGAUUGCUAGCUGUGCCGUUCGUACUGCACUCUGCUUCCGAUAAUGAAGACAACAGACAAUUGCUACGCCAGCGUUAUGCAGAGAUCUUCAAGGCGGUCGAAGAUCUUGUUGGCGAACAAGUGGAAGUCCGUGAGCAAGUGCCACCUGAAGACUUUCUAUUUCACCGUCAAAGAACAAGACUUGCACAGCUUGUGCCGUCAGUAGGGGCGUUUUUCACAAGAUUGCCAUUGGAACAAGCAUUCGCGCUCGAAGACAGCAAGAGAGCCAUUUCAGCUAGAGUCAUGGUGGCACCCAGCUUUAACGAUAUACGCCACAUUCUGAACUCGGCUCAGAUUCUGCAAAUGCGCCAAUAUCACGACGUCAAGCUCGUAACGUUCGACGGGGAUGUUACGCUUUAUGAAGACGGGGGAUCGCUCACUCCACACUGUAAAGUUGUGCCAUAUCUUCUGGACUUACUGAGACAAGGAAUUUACGUUGGGAUCGUCACUGCUGCGGGUUACGACGAAGCUCAGAAAUAUAUGGAGCGACUGUUCGGGUUCAUGCACGCUUUGGAGGCCGACGACAGCAUCAGCGACGCUUUCAAGGAAAACGUUGCGGUCCUGGGGGGAGAGUCCAACUAUCUGUUCCGGUACGAUGCAUCUCAGAAGAAAUUGGUGGCGAUUCCGACCGAAAAGUGGAUUCGCUCGCCGAUGCGCGAGUGGAGCGAAUCAGACAUGACAGAGACGCUCGAUCUGGCCGAAUCGCUGCUGCGGGACUUCAGAACGAAUCUGAACCUGCCAGAGGAGUCCACCAUCAUCCGUAAGCCCAGAGCGGUGGGGAUUGUUCCUGGGAACCGGUGGAACCCGGAAACCAAGCGCACAAUACGUGUCAAGAUGGAACGUGAGCAAUUGGAGGAGAUGGUUCUGACCUUGCAGCACCGUAUUGAAAAUUUCGCGCCCGCUCGUCGCAUUCAAUUCAGCUGUUUCGACGGUGGAAGCGACGUGUGGUGCGAUAUCGGUGGCAAGGACCUUGGUGUGGCCGUUCUACAGCACUAUUUCAGCCCCAGCAAUCCUAUAAAGCCCUCUCAGACACUACACAUCGGCGACCAGUUUGCUCCUAUGGGGUCUGCCAACGACUUUAAAGCCCGGUUGUCGGGAAGUACGCUGUGGAUUUCAUCGCCUCAAGAAACUGUAGAAGUUUUACGAUGCUUAACUGAAGGUUUCGAUCACUACAAAUUGCCACCCCACAAGUCCAGUUGA
Molecule: messenger RNA, 1311 nt
Organism: Lachancea meyersii CBS 8951
Lineage: Eukaryota; Fungi; Ascomycota; Saccharomycetes; Saccharomycetales; Saccharomycetaceae
Source: the annotation of a GenBank genome assembly